UGGGCCUCUGGUUCACUAGUGAGCCAGCCUGGGGCCACUGGCGGGGAACAAGGGCAAGUGGAGCUUUAUUCGCUUUUUCCCUUCUCUUUUGGAUCGGAACUUUUGCGUCCUGUUUUUAUGCUUUUAGUGGUUACCUUCGCAUUGUUGGCACUCGUAUUUGACCUAACGAUAACAGAACUUCAGCAGCUAGUCAUUCGUGUACCGACAAUGAUGGAGUUUCCCUACCGUGUGCCAGGCACUUGUCCGGGUGCUGGGGAGACAGCCGGAACCAAAAUUUCCGCCCCGAGUACCUACCCACCUGGGUUAUUUCUACUCUAACCAUGCCUUUAAGAGCUCCCAUUUUGCUUUGUAUUUUCAUUUCGGCCUGUUUUCAAAAGCUCCCAAAUUAGCUGUUUGUAUAAGAUUUAUUGUUGCUGUUUGACUUUUUUUAAAUUAAAAAAAAAUUUUUUUUUUUUUUUUUUUUUUUUGCAGUUGUUAUUUAGAUUUAGCCGUAUAGUUACCAGUUUCUUUUCUAACAGUUAGUUGCUUCUUGCGCCCUGCCCCUUAGUUUUGGAUUUGGGUUCCUUCAUGAAAUGUGUCUUUAAGUGGAUCUUUCAGUCAGGGACUAUUAGUAAACGUUCAGGUUUUGUUUGCUUCAAAGUAGAUCGUGCCCUCUCUUGAAUGAUAAUGUAGAACUUUAGCACAAGAGUUCUUUUCCUCAGCACUUUACAGAGAGCGUUUCAUGCUUUUCUGGCCUCUGUUUUCUGUUUUCUUCAAAAGAAGAGGCUGCUGUUUAUCUAGUUGGUACUUCUUUAAAUUUUUUUAAUGUUUAUUUUUGAGAGAGAGAGAGCGAGAGAGAGACCAAAUGCAAGCAGGGGAGGGGCAGAGGGAGAGAGGGAGACACAGAAUCCGAAACAGGCUCCAGGCUCUGAGCUGUCAGCACAGAGCCGGACGUAGGACCCGAACUCUGGAACGGCGAGAUCAUGGAUCAUGAUCCUAGCCGAAGUUGGACGCUUAACAGACUGAGCCACGCAGGUGCCCCUAAUUGUUACUUCUUUAUAGAAAAAUUUGCUUUUCCUGUUUUUCUCUGUAUCUUGGUGUUUGACAUUUUUCAUUGUGAUGUGCCUUGUGCAGACUUUUUUCUGAUUUACUCUUAGAAUUUGAUACGCCCUUUCAUUCUGAGGACUCGUAUGUUUCUUUAACUCUAGAAAAUGUUCAGUCAUAUCUUUAAAUACUGUGUAGACCCAACCCACUGUAAAUUGGAUGCUUUUGACUCAAGUAACGGAAGCCUCAAUGAAAAUAGAUCUCAAGGUCAUUUUAAGAAAUAUGUUAUUUCACAUUAAGUAGAUUAAGAUAUAUCAUUAAAAUGUGUAUGUCACAUAACAAGAGGCCAGGAUGCAGUGACUUGAGCAUCUGUUAAUCCGGCAGCCCAAGGAUCCAGCUCUCUGCUGACUUAGCAUCUGAGGAUGCCAAGAUGGCUGCCUUUGCUCUGUCUGUGCUUUCUUUGCCAUUAGGGCCAUUAGGAAAAGAGUUUUCUUCCCAAUGUCUUUGUGAGAUCAAAGCAGCUUUUCCUAGAUAUCCCCUUCUCCACCCUGUUUAUCCCCAGACAUCUCUUUCCGACUUCUUUGCCAGAAUUGCAAGGAGAAGGGACACAGUGAUUACUUUAGACUUACCGGGAUCUAGCUCCCCAAACUGGGGAUGGGAUCAACCUUCUGAGUCACUGGGAGAAGGACUGGACACCAAAACGAAGUAAGAGGUCUGCCAGUGAGGAGAAAAACCAGAGUGGUUGUUGGUCGUCCGGCAUGCUCUGCCCACCGCACGCUGAGGUGCCCUGACCAUGAGCCUCAACUCCUCCCUCGGCCACGGGAAGGAGCUGAGUAACCUCACAGAGGAGGAGGGUGGCGAAGAGGGGGUCGUCGUCACCAGCUUCGUCGCCAUCAUCAUCAUCACCGUGUUCGUCUGCCUGGGCAACCUGGUCAUCGUGGUCACCUUGUACAAGAAGUCCUACCUCCUCACCCUCAGCAACAAGUUCGUCUUCAGCCUGACCCUGUCCAACUUCCUGCUGUCCGUGCUGGUGCUGCCUUUCGUGGCCACCAGCUCCAUCCGGAGGGAAUGGAUCUUCGGCGUGGUCUGGUGCAACUUCUCCGCCCUUCUGUACCUGCUGAUCAGCUCGGCCAGCAUGCUCACGCUGGGGGUCAUAGCUGUCGACCGCUACUAUGCUGUCCUGUACCCCAUGGUGUACCCCAUGAAGAUCACGGGGAACCGCGCCGUGAUGGCGCUUGUCUACAUAUGGCUUCACUCCCUCAUCGGCUGCCUGCCGCCUCUCUUUGGUUGGUCGUCGGUGGAGUUUGACGAGUUCAAGUGGAUGUGUGUGGCUGCGUGGCACCGGGAGCCCGGCUAUACCGCCUUCUGGCAGAUCUGGUGUGCCCUCUUCCCCUUUCUGGUCAUGCUGGUGUGCUAUGGCUUUAUCUUCCGCGUGGCCAGGGUCAAGGCGCGCAAGGUGCACUGUGGCACCGUGGUCAUCGUGGAGGAGGACCCCCAGAGGGAUGGGAGGAAGAACUCCAGCACCUCCACCUCCUCGUCCGGCAGUAGGAGGAACGCCUUUCAGGGCGUGGUCUAUUCGGCCAACCAGUGCAAAGCCCUCAUCACUAUUCUGGUGGUCGUCGGUGCCUUCAUGGUCACCUGGGGCCCCUACAUGGUUGUCAUCACCUCUGAGGCCCUCUGGGGGAAGAACUACGUCUCCCCGACCAUGGAGACCUGGGCCACGUGGCUGUCCUUUACCAGCGCCAUCUGCCACCCCCUGAUCUAUGGGCUCUGGAACAAGACGGUUCGCAAGGAGCUGCUGGGCAUGUGCUUUGGGGAUCGGUAUUACCGGGAGCCGUUCGUGCAGCGGCAGAGGACUUCCAGGCUCUUCAGCAUUUCCAACAGGAUCACAGACCUGGGCCUGUCCCCACACCUCACGGCGCUCAUGGCAGGCGGACAGCCCCUGGGGAACAGCAGCAGCACCGGGGACACUGGCUUCAGCUGCUCCCAGGACUCAGGGACAGAUGUGAUGCUGCUCGAGGACUACACGUCGGGUGACAACCCUCCCUCCCACUGUACUUGCCCCCAGAGGAGGAGCUCGGUGACAUUUGAGGAUGAAGUGGAACAAAUGAAAGAUGCUGCCAGGAACCCUAUUUUGCACGUGAAAGCCGAAGUGCACGAGUCCCUGGACAGUUACGCAGCCAGCUUGGCCAGAGUCAUUGAGGCCGAAGCCAAAAUCAACCUGUUCGGGGAGGAGGCUUUGCCAGGGGUCCUGGCGGCCGCGCGGACCGUCCCGGGGGCCGGCUUCGGGGGCCGCCGAGGCAGCAGGACUCCGGCGAGUCAGAGGCUGCAGCUGCAGAGCAUCGAAGAAGGGAACGUUUUGGCUGCGGAACAGAGAUGAGAGCCCGGGGUGGACCGUCUGUCCCGCGGGGUCGCCCGGGGACAGAACACCUGAGGUGCGGCCAGCAGGAAACACCGGUGUGUCUCGUGAGGCCGCUCGUGGGCUCCUUGGAGGUCCUGGCGAUGGGACCAGCGGCGUCCGAGGCACGAAGGAAAGCGGACGGAGGUGUGGCCAGGACUUUCCGGGAGGUGGGGCGUAGAAGGGACUAGAGACCAGGGCUGGGAAGGAAACCACCAGGUGGCUGACUCCCUCUUCCUGACCCGGGCGCCCGGCAGGGAUCUCAGGCGGUAAGCCCUUCCCAGCGUGCUUCGGGGGACAGCACGUCCUAACCACGCGAGACCAGCCCCCGGCGUCUGCGUGGUUGAUGCGGCCCCCGUGGGACUGGGGUUCUGCACUGAAUGGUCCCCAGAGGAGACCCUGGAGCAGGGCCGGUCAGAUGGGAGUUCCCACACUUCCAUCCCGGUCGUGACCUUGCAGUCCGCAUGGAGCCACCUGCUGGUGCCAGUAGGGACGAUCCACAGGCCCCCCCCCACCUCCGCCCCAGGGCGGAAGCAGCAGGCCUGAGGCUGCUGUUGCUGAGAAUUGGGGCCGUUCUGUCCGCCUCUAUUGACUGAUUUUUUCAAAAGAAGGGAAAAACCACUGUCAAAGCCACAAGGAAGGAGCAGGUGCCAGAUGUUUCAUUUCCAGAAUUUAAAACAAAAAUGCGUUUCGUUAGGACAGGCCAUGCUCCUCCCAAGCAGGAGUGGGGCUGUGGUGCCCAGCACGGCAGGGACACAGAGACACCGUAGUCACACAGGACAGCCUCCUCUGACAGGCUGUGGUGGCCCCGCGACCAGUCAGAAUUGCAGCUUCCAGCUGCACAGGGACAGUUCCCUCCCCCCCUGCCCCCCCCCCCCAUGCAACGGCUGCUGGUCCCCUGGCCCCGGGGCGUGAGGCAGGAUGGAGUGCAGACGUCCGCUGCAUCUGUGCUCCUGGCCCAGCUCUGCCGCUGCUACCGUCUGGGAUUUCCUGUCACCCCUCCAAGCCGUCCAUCCGGAAAGUGGGAAAAGGGGGCCAGAAGUGGGAUUUGAAUGGUCUCCAAGGUCAUUUCCAGCUGUGAUCUUUGACGUUCUCUAUCUGUAGGUUAGAGAUGGGGGCGGUGGAGGGGGGGAUGUGGACCCUCCCAUGGGCGCAGGCACAUCUUUCCAGAUGGUUUCCGAUGGGUGCAUGAAGCCCUGCGGGGCGGGCGCGGUGUGUGGGCUCAUCAGACCUGUUUCGAGCAGGGUCCUGAGAGACCACCCAGGUGUAGACGCAGAGGAAGAGGUGGAAGGGGAGCGUCGGGAACGUGAUUCGUCUGGUUAGAGCGCGCCCGCCUCCCCCUUCGAUCUGGGACAUUCGUUGACGUGUGGGCUUGCAGUAGUGCUGUGGUGACUUGGGAAGCUGUCGAACCGCCUGGGUCAUCAGCCGAGCGCCAGACUUUCCCCGCUCUGGCAAUUCUAGGCGGGCCGCAGGGGGCAGAUUCGCGGAGAUCCAGCCGCCCCAGGAAGCACACUCCGUUGUGGUGUUUUCUUCGGGACCUAGCCAGCUCCUGGUGACGCGUCGUCCUUUGGCUGCGCGGUCCCCGGCGCGCAGGUUCCUAAAGCCCUCUCCCGAGGUGAGGGCUCGCUGCCUUCCUGGUGGCCAAGCCCAUCGGCAGUGCUCCGGGUCAGCAGGGUGCCGGGCACGGUCUAGGUUCUGGAUGGGGUGGGAAGGAGCAGGUGGCUUUUCCAGAGGAGCGGAGGGCACAUACUGGCCUGUGGGAUCUGCCCAGACGUGCAGGUCACACGGACUCUGCUCCCGCUACUGGGCGUCAUUCCUGAAUCUUAGGGCCUCUUACGUUUUCUGUGUGUCUUUUUCCCCACGCUUGUCUAGUAAGGGGACUGUGUUCCCGAGAAACCAGUGUGCACAGAGAUGACCUAUAAUCUCUAGGCCGGAAUAACCUGGGAUGGCUUGCCCACGAGGCCGUUUUGAGAGCAGCAUGCCGGCUUGGAACCCAGGGGUUGAAGAGCUCUUCCCCUGGGCUGCGCUCGGCUGGGCUCUAAGGGAAGAGUCUUGGGACCCCAAGUCCCCGCUGGCGGAUCCCAGACUGGCUGCGAUUUGCUAGGGUUUCACCUGCACCUGGCUUUACAGGGUCUGUUUCCCUUUUUUCUGUUGACGCUCCUAGGCACCGCGUACCUACUGUGUGCAAAGCACCAGGCUAGCUUCUGGGCGGUGCCUUUAAAGUGUCUUCCUUCACUCAUUAUAAUACAGAGAGAGACUCGGGUGAUACCGAAGAUAAUGGCAAAGUCAAGUACUUAUUCGUUCACCGGAGGGAGGUGGAUAUUUCCGGGUAGGGCAGCUGGGGAUAGCUCCGUGAGGUAGGUGACGACCUCAGAGGAUGCGUGGCAGCUAGAACCGUAUUUUGCACAUUCGGGGAUCCAGAGAUCUGGAUCCAGCCUGAGUGAGAGCAAGAGCCGGUGAGGAAAGAGGUGGGCGAGGAGAGGAAAAGUCCACAGUUUGCACACAUUCUGGAGUUUCCGAGAGGCAUUUUGGAGGACACCGGUUCUCGGUGCAGAAGGUCAAAACCCCAGCUGCCCCCACUCCCCCCCGGGCCUGUCGGCGUCAUACUGCUGUGUGGUGGCAGCUUGAGACCUUCCUGGGGGACCAUAGGGACAGUGGCAGGGUGGACAUUUGGGCACAUAGUUGCUUAAAAACCUCACUCCCAUGUCUUCCCGUUUAAGGCUGUUGUCCAUCUCUGCCGCUUUCAUCGAGAUUGUCAUUUGGGUCCCUGCACUGUGCUGGGGACGCCAGGUCUGGGGGCUCUGGUGGCGCACGCUACAGGGCACACCUAGGCCGCUCCCCCGGCCAGAGGCACGGAGCUCAGGCGCUUGGGGCCCUGGCCACUAGGUGGCAGCAGCGUGGCUGUGAUGCCGCCCGCAGUUCUAGAAAACCCGAAGGGCAAAGCUGAAGGCUCGUUUGCUUCCAGCAGAGCCGGUGCUCAGAACGCUUCGUCCCCUGCUGCCCUCGGCCUUCAAGGCCCCCUGCUUCCCCGGUAGACCCUCCCGGGGCGGAUCCUGCUUCUGCUCCGCUGUGUAUGUUACCCGACGUUACCCGGUCGUGCAGGGGAGGUGGGCUCGCGGCUGUAAGACCAGGGCCCCCCGCGCUUGUUCUCCGUCCUCAUGCCCGGGGCUGCCAAGUAGUCUGCAUGGACCUGAGCCACCCGCGAGACGGACUCUGCAUUCGUAUCGGCCAUGGCCUUCGGGUGGGGCCGAAGAGGGAGGAGACAUGCUUUGAUACGGGGAGAUCUUGUAAGUCAGCUCGCACUUCACCCGUGAGCACGUGUCCAUCCUGACCGCGUGGCCCUGAGAUGCUUGCGCCUUCGAGAUCCGUCUCCGGAUGGACCGCAGGGCGUGCUCGUGAUGGUGGUCGGCCUUGAGCCCGGCUGCCUCCCGUCCGAGGCCCCGGGAGGGGGACGUGGCUGCCGAAGGGUGAGGCGGGUCACCGGCGCGUAGCCGGUGGGUGACACGCGUGGGCGUGCCCCGUCGCCCGUCGAGCUGCUGCGCUGGCGCUGCGGAGGCACCCGGCUGAGGCUCUGGUGUGUGCCGGGUCCUGGGGGCCGAGCCCCCGCUGCCGCUCGCGAGCGGGCGUUCUUAGGCCCUUCGGUCUUUCCACGUCGCAGUUGUGAUAUUUCUCUGGGGGGACGCGGAUUCCAGGUGGGUCCCCUCCCAGGUGAUGGUGUGGAUUGAAACGCCCUGCACAGGACCGGGCGUGGCUGGUGCCGAGCCCUACGGUGACGUCCCAGUGACCGUGGGUGGGUGCGUUAGGCCGGUUUUACAGGGGCUUCUCCGGGACAGGAAGUGAGAAUCUUGGCAACUGUGAUCCUAGGCAGGAGGUGCUGGGGGCUGCUGCUGUGGGACUCAUGUUGCGUACAUAGCACAGGAGGGUCUUCUGGGAAGAGACACAGGGUGAGGAAGGGGAAGGCAAUGGACAGGAGGGAGGAGAGAGGCAGGUAACAUCUGGAACUCGAGUCUGAAAGGAGCAAAGUGAGCUUUUCUGUUGUAGAGUCCCGAACCACAGCACAAGCUCAGCCUUGACCUCCCUUACAGCUUGAGUCGUGACCUGGGCGCUAAGGACAGCUCUGUCUUGCAGUGACAGUGACUGCUUGGCCAUGGGUCUUGGGCUCACAGGAUCUUUGGUCCUCUAAGUCCCUGAUGGGAGAGGUGGCCCAGGGACAGGAGUCUGUGCUACUAUGCACAGUGGAUCCAGGACCCCAGGGGAAUCCCGUGGGAGACAGAAGGGACCUCCCACCCUGAAGUAAAGGACAGUGGCUGUCGUAUGUGACUACAAGAGGGGACAGAGUCUGACCCCCUCCUUCUGGGUUGGGGAGAGGGAACACAGAAUCCAGGGAGCCCUAGGGAAGCCUAGGAAUUGUCUGAGGUCCCAGAGUGCAUUAAGCCAGAGUCUGGGUCAAACGCCAGGUUUUGGCCAUGUUGCUGAGCGAAGGAGCCAGCUUUGCAGCUGGAGGAGGUUGGGGGGGGGGGCGUGAGGUGAGGUGGGGGGAGAAAGUAAAAGUCCUCGUUAUCAGACUAGGCCAGCUGCCCUUAGAAGGUAGAAACCAUUGUAAACCGAGGAGCUUGGGAGCCUGGAAUACCGGCUCGCCAGACCUAAAAAAAACCUGCGACCCAAGGAAAGUGGGUUCAUUCGAGAGAUUUCAAAGCACAAACUCAAGUCUGCAUAAGGUUACCAAGAGCACAGUUUUGCUUAAUGAUAUUUCUAGAACAUAAUACGCAAAGCUGCGUUCAUUUCCCUCAGGAUUUUCCUGAAUAGUAUUAAUAGCUUAGGAAUUGGAAGACAUUUCUGUUUUUCCUUUUCACAUCACCAUUCUGAAAUAUCCCAAGUCCCGGGCAAGUGGCCACUCCCGAUGAAGACAGCCCCGCGGAGGAUGGGCAGCCUGGGCCUGCAUGGCCACAGAGUGUGGUGGAAAGAGCGGGUUUGCCUGGAAACAGGUCUGUCCCUCUGUGAUGUGUGUUCUAGGAGGCGGAGCUGCGCCGUGUUCUGAUAACGGACCCCCGGAUGCAAAACUUGUUAAAAACCUUCAGAGCAAAACAAAAACAAAGCUAGUCCUGAAAUAAAUUGCACUUGAAGUUUUGGGAUGUUUUUUUUUUUAAGGUAAGAAAAACGUUUAGGGUUCUUAUAAAUUACAAUAUUUAUAAACAAGUAGAAGUAGAUUUAGAGUAGCUUUGUUUACCCAGUUGGUUAAAUAUCCGUUUCGGUACGUGUCUGUGGAGACCGUGGAUCUGUACUUGGACUUCUGGGGCCGGGGACUUUGAGAGCCUCCACCGUUACCUACUGUGUGCAGCCACACCCCUGUCCGCAGCCUCCCUCCCCGGGGGCUCACGAGAGGAAGGAGACCGCACAGGAAGGGGCCGACUGCUGUAGGAUUAGGAGGCGUCGACACCCCACAGUCACCUUGCUGCAUCCAUCCGUGUGCUUUUCAUAAAUUCUUCAAGACGUCGUCUCUACACCCGACUUGGGGCUCAGACUCAAAAAUCCCAAGAUCAAGAGUCACGUGCUCUACUGACCGAGCCGGCCGGAAGCCCCAGUGCAGGGUUCUUAAAGGAGGUUUGACGAACGGCCAUGUGCCAUCUCUAAGCCUGUCCCGUAACCAGAGUCAGAGGGCGGCUGGCAGGUUGCCACUGAGACUCAGCAACCCCCAGGCACGGGACCUCCCACCUUCGCCCAGCUCCCUCACCUGCCACCACCACAGCCUUAAUCCUGUGUCGGAGCAGCACGUGGGCCCUGCGGUCCGGGUCCCCGACAUGCAGUGAGUCAUGGAAGUGACCACGGAGGUGUUCCUGUGCCUCCGUAGAAUGUUUUCUCUUUGCUGCCUCCUUGACUGCUGGUCUGGCCCACCUGCUCCUUUGUAACAUAAGGUACCAGAUGCUGCAGAAUUUAACAGGGUGGGGGGAUAACUCCUUUGACAAGUACUGUUACAUUUAAAAAGUUUGAAGAUUCCUAGCAAAAGUGAACAGGAAGUUCAGAGUUCCCAUAUGCCCCAUGCCCACCCCCCAGGCUCCCCUCCUACCGACAGCCUGUGCCAGAGUGGACAAUUGCGAUUUUAUUUUCAUUUUUUAAAAUUUUAGAGAGAGAGGGAGAGGGAAAGAGAGAGGAUCUUACACAGGUUCCACACUCGGUUCGGAGCCCAACGAGGGGCUCAAUCCCAUGACCCUGGAUCAUGACCUGAGCUGAAGUCAAGGGUUGGUUGCUCAACUGACUGAGACACCCAGGCAGCCCUUGAUUUUCUUCUAUGCUCUUCUAGCCAAAGAGCUUCCUUGACCUCCCCCUCGAGCCUUCUAGUAGCCUCUGCCCCAUGAGCCUUGCAGCACCUCUCUAGAGCAUAUCCGGCACGGUUUCGUUACAGUGCAAGGAACGACGUCGGUUUUUGUACUUGUGGUAGUCACUUCAGUUGUUCUGUCAAGCCCUUCAACCUCCGUGGUUUCAUGUGGUCCCCACACAGCCCCUGGGACAUAGGUGGUGCAACAGGAAUACGUCCAUCUUAUGGAGGAGGAGGCCAGCCCAGAGAAGUCAGAUGGCUUAAACAUGUCACAUAACUAAUUGGGAAUCAGAAGCGAAGACCUUUGUACUUCCCAGAAAUCAUGCAAUUGUCCUGUUCGGCUACAGCUCGAAUUCCUUUUCCCUUUACCAUUCGCCACAUCUCCUGACGUGAGAACGUGUCUGUCCCGUCCAGGGCAAGAGCUAGAUGUUGAAGUCUACCUGAAGUUGCUGAGCCAGCAGAAGAGUUACUUUUCUUCCGUCCAAAAAGCCAGUCUGCCUUCUCUUGGUCGGUGUCCCUGGGCUUCCCGCCAUCUUCUGCCGCCAGGCAAAGGGGCGAUGCCUGGUCGCCGCGAGGGAGAGGGUGCUUCACCCGCUACACCCGUGAGUCCAUUCAUGGCCCAGCCGGAGGAAGCGGCGUGAAGGGGAGAGGAGGGAGGAUGACAGCAGGGUGGCCUCUGCAGGGGUGGUUUCGGCUCAGAAGGUGCAGGCCUGGGUGGAGACGGCCUAAGGGGGGGGUGGAGUUGGACACCAGAGUUGAGGGGGACCCAGAAUUAUAAGACUGGACGGUCGACAGCUCGUGGCUGAAACCGAGAAGUUGGAGAGAGGAAGCCGGGGGGCCAGCGCUUUCGGGACGAGCUUGCGCUGGUCCGUCACGUGAGCUACCCGUGAUGCUCUGGGCCUGUUGCCGGCAGCCUAACUCCUGUACUUGGGUGAAGAGGGAUCACGAACCAUGAAAGAUGGAGAUUAGAGGUGAAGGUAACGUGCUCUGGAAGGAGAAAUGAGAAAAGCUCCUCUAUGUGAUUCUAGCACACAGAAGUCACAACAGAAAAGGUUAUCAGAUCUAGAAAAGAAUAGAGAAAGAGCCUUAUGUUAUAGAGAAGACUGGAGAAUGUGGGUCGGGGUAGUAAGGCAUUCAAUGAAAAGUCAAAUUCAGGACAUCUUAAAACAACCAACUUCUUUUAUUAGAAAGCAACAAACAUGCAAAUGGCAAGUGUAGAAAUUUAUCUGAACCAACAUUUUCACUAUAAUGAAAAUUACUCUCCACGUUGACCCAAGCUCUCCUAUCCGCAGGUUAGGGAAAAUAUUGCACUUAGCAUUUUCUAGCACUCCUCAUACAUGGCAAAAAGUUUUAAAAACAUUUUGCUAGUUUUGUUUUACACGCUCUCCCAAAUUCAUGCACACAGUCAUUCCAAACCAAUGUCAGGUUAUCCCCAAAAAAGGGAGAAACUCCAAAACACCAUAACCUUAGAAUUGCACUAAAGCUCUGUAAAGAGAAAAUAUAAUCAAUGUCUUAUACAAAUUUCAGACCAUCUAAGUGCUUGCCAAUAAGAGCUGGUUAUUCCUCAUCCUCAUUUUCAUUCUCCUGACCAGAACCUUCUGAUCGGUCACCCUCCAGCCGGUCUGGAAAACACACAGAGGAGACGCACAAAAAGAAACACUUUUAGAAUUACGAUUAAGAUAAUUUUCAGUAUCUUCUAUUUGAAACCGAUGAAAAUGUAUACAUAUGAACAUAUCAUCGUGUAAACAUCCGUUCACCUCCGUGUGUAGGGAAGCUAUUUUUUGCCGCUAGAAGCAAAUAAGAGUCCGGGAAACAGCACUAUGCCUUUGAAUAUGCAUGUAAUUCUAACCGUAAUACAAAUUAAAAAGAAAACCCUAAGGAUCCGGAUAUAUCCCGGUCUACUGCAGAGUUUUUCAGAGCGUGUUCCUUGGAGUCCAGGAGCCUAAGGAGGUGUCUCGUGACACCAGUAGACCGAGGGGGGCUGUGGGGGAACCCGGGGAACAUUCCUAAGGAUCUGUGUAUUCUGUUGAUAAAAAACAUUUUUUCAGUUAAAUAUCUGCUAUGUUCCAGGCGUCAUGCUAAGGAUACAAUGGUGACCAAAACAGACCCGCGGUCUCUGCCCUCGAGGGAAUACGGGAUGGUGAACUGGCGCGUGACACGGCCCGCUGUCCCCGACCGUCACGGUUUGCGCGUCUUGCUCCUCUGCUUGGGACCCUCGCCCCGUCCUGCAGCCGUAAAGCUUCUGCGCACCCACUCAGUGCGACCGUUAUCCCGUGUGAAACGUUUCUGGGACUUUUCCAAACCCCCACUUGCAGAAUGAGGAACUCCUUCCUCUACAUUCCAGACUAUCCCGUGUGUCCCGUAUAAAGAUGACCUAACUGCGGAGACAGGUCGUGUGUGUCUUCUUACAGACUAGACUUGAAGGGCUCUGAGCUCCUGGGAGGGUAGGAACUUUUUCUUUUUUCUUCUGUCCUCACAGCCUGGUACAGCAAUCCGUGCAUAUAGGUUUUACUAGGAUACGUUACGUGAGGUUAUGUGAAGAAGGCCACUUUAAAAGCCCCUGUCACCGCUAGCAUGGAGCCCAUUCUGUCACAGGAACACUCCCCCCAGGGCAGCUUGGAAAACACGGAGAUCAGACGUGGGGGAGAGGUUCAGUCCCGGCUGUCAACAGCCAGAAGACUGAAGCCUGAGCUUUUACUUAGGCGCUCCAGAGGCGUAAACUCUCCCACUGGGUCGCUGGGUCCUAGGUCAACACCACCAAGAGCAGUGUACAGAGGGACUGUGUGUUUUCUGUCCAAGUGAAUGAGACUAAAUCCCCUCUAUGCUGACUCCAUUUUGAAAUCAAACUAAUGAGAUGAUGUAUAUGAUCUAUAAUCUGAACUACACAAGUUUUAGCUAUUAUUAUUAUAUAGGACGUGUUCCAUACACAUUUGCAAAAUAAAUGAACCAAAAUAAGGUUUGGAUUGACCUUCAUGUAUCAACCACUAAGGAAUCCAAGCACAGUGGAAGAAUUUCUGGUCAGUACUAACGAAUGUUAGUAUAAAAGAGAUUAUAAUCUUUAUAUUGUGAUACACUUUCACAAGGGAGCGAAACACGAAGUCGCUAUCUGCCUCGGUAGAUUGCCGUGAGUGGGAAUCCUGGACACGGCUGACUAUAUUCAACAAACCUAUUCCUGUCUCACUGGAAGCACGAGGAAGGAGUGUCCGCCUGUUUCGAAGUGCACUGGUUCUUACCCACAUUCCUUUCGCUCGUCACACUAUGCGUGAAGAUGGGGAAACGGAGGGUCAACAAGAAUUGUCACAGUCUUUAACUCAGGGAGUUUACGGUAGACAACAGACUUCUGCAGAGUCCAGAGCAAGCCGCAGAGUCAAGCGAGGGCCAAGAGUGUCUAGCAUAGGCCAGCGAAUGACUGACCGUGGCUCCCGGAGUGAGAAGAGGGCAGAACGGUGGUUCUUUUUUCAAGUCCAUCACAGUCACUGCAGAGUCCUCUCUCAGAACAUAAGCCCAAUUUCUAAGAAUAAAGGAAACCUGUUCGUGAAGUCCCACCUCUCCGAGGCAGGGAAACCGCACGGCGGCUCAAUGUUUACAUCGACCUCUGGUUGGCAGUUACAGACCGGGGAGUCCUGACAAACCCUGUUCCUUGAAAUGAAAACUGAAAAUAAGAAUCGCUUCUAAAUCCACUGUUUUUAAACGCAGACAAUACUGUGAUAGGAAAAGGCAGGAUAAAAUGGCGGAGAGGGACAGGUUAGGUAGGACCCGGAGGCUCUGGGCGGGGAGGACCGAAUAUUUCGGAACAGCGCUGGGAGUGUCUGACUACAGCCAACCCCCGCAGGCACAAACAAGGUCCCUCUUAGGAAUGUAACAAACGCCAUCCACUCCCCCUCAGGGCCCCCUCAGGAAUUUGACAAUCAAAAUACCUAACUAGAAAAGCAAACCAUAAAACGUGUGUUACAGGAGGGACAGCAUGACUCCUCGUACAAUGGAACCGAGUCAACCAGGAACGGACGACCCAGCACCUAGAGCUGUCCAGCCAGUAAGGGUAGGACCUGAGAAGGAACAAGGGGGCGGGGAAGGGAGAGGCGACCAGAACCUUCCAGACAAAGGCCCUUGCCUACAGUCCCGGGCAUUCACUUUCAAAAGUGCCUGUCAAGAGAGCGUCAUGCUCUUCUCCCUUCCUGCCCUUAAACUCUGUAAACUCUGGCCUGCUGCUCCUUUUGUGUCGCCUCUAAGUUCUUCGAAGCGGCGAGACAAGGAACCCUGGGUACUGAGGUGAGAAACCCUGCAACGGUACCAAACUGUUUUUGUAAAUAAGGUUUACGUUUGUGGGAAGCCUUUUUUAUUCUUGUUAGGAAUAUUUCCUCAGGAAAUUAUUUUUGGUCGGGGAAAUAUGAAGAGAUAGAGAGGAAAACAAUUCCCCGAAGGAAACCUGUGUUCCACAAAAAUACUGUGCAGUUCUCCAGACCAUCCUUCACAAAAUUAUUUAUUUUUCUAAGAAAAAGAAUAAAUAUGUGACUUAUUGUUAGAGAUGUGACACUAGAAAUUCAUUCAUUUAUUCAACAGACAUUUGAUGAACAACGAAUACGUGCCAGGCGCUGUUCUAGGAGUUAAAUAUCCAUCUAUGAAUAAGACAAACUAGGUCUCUGCUCUCAAUGAGACCACUUCCUAAAGGGGAAAAAUCGAAAACAAGACAACCAACAUUUUCCCCCUUUAAUUUAUAAGAAGGCAGCAGAUACAGUAACGAAAAGUUGGGCUAAGUACUUGAGGAAAAUCGGCAAUGAACAGAGUGGGUGACUGAGAGGCAGGGCACGAGCGAGAAGGCACAUGAAGCAAUGUCACGUUGGGUGAAGUGUCUACCGAGACUUUUCUAAGGAGGUGACGCUGGAGCUGAGGGCUCAACUAUAUGUUCAGUUCAGGGCCAAAGUCCUUCAGGCAAAGGAAAGUGUCAGUGCAAAGGUCCUAAAUGUGCUAAUAAGCUUGAUCAGUCUGAGGAAAGAAGAGGCCGGCCGGCAUGCUGAAACGCAGUGCGCUACGGGAUAACUGGAAUGACUGGAAGUCAGAGGCUGGCAAGGUUUAGAUCAUGUAGGACCUGGCAGACCAGGUCUUUUUUUUUUAAUAAAAAUUUUUUAAAAUCUUUAUUUUUGAGAGAGCGAGUGAGCGCGAGAGAGAGCGCAAGUGGGGGAAGGGCAGAGAGAGAGGGAGACACAGAAUCCAAAGCAGGCUCCAGGCUCUGAGCUGUCAUCACAGAGCCCGAGGCAGGGCUCGAACUCACGAACCACGAGAUCAUGACCUGAGCUGCAACUGGACACUCAACCGACUGAGCCACCCAGGUGCCCCAGACCAGUCUUAUUUUACGAGCAAUGGGGAUCCCCCAAGAAUUUUAAGUGGGGUGACAGAGCCUAAUUUAUGUAAAAAAGGGGCCAAUAAACUGACUCGGGCAAAUCCAGCCCAAAGCCUAUUUUUGCAAAUAAACUUUUAUAAAACAGAGCCACGCCCAUUCAUCUACAGAUUAUGUGUGCCCACUUUUACACGACCACAUCUGAGAUGAGUAGCUACAGCAGACACCAAGUGACCCACAAAGUCUAAAGUAGUUACUAUUUUGCCAUUUCAAGAAAAAAUUUGCUGACCCACGUUUUAAAAAAGAUCCCUCUGGCCACCCUACGGAAAUCAGACUGUGUGAAGGCGGGGGUGGGAGCAGGGAGACCAAGAGUAGGUGAAUAUGGUUAUAUUCCGAAGUAAAGUUACAAUUGCUGACGCAGUGAACCUGUGCAUAUGACUUGGUAAGUGCCGUGAGCUCAGUCGAGGUCGGGCUCUAGCACCAACCACGGAGGGCACCAUGGCUACCUAGAGCUCCGUGGGCCAAGGCCCAGAGGUAAGGGAAGUAUGUCAAGUGGUGCUUCAGGGUUUCCUAAGUCAUGCUAACACAUCUGGACUCUGUCCUGAGAACAUGAGAGGCACAUUUUAAGGAGAGGAGUAAAUAACCAGAUACUGAGACAUUCUAGAAGAGGUUAAGAGUAGUCCAAACACACAAUUACCAUCUCUCCAAAGUCUAUCAAAACUCCCAGGGGUCUCAGAACUGCCUUUACGUCUCAAGAAGUGGCUGGCCUGCACUAGAAGUCUUUGUAGAGGCCGCUUUUAGGCAAACAGGCUCCAGCAAUGGACUGUUUAAGGGGCCCGCAGCGACCACCUGGCUGGAUACAGACAGGCCCACCAGGCGACCCACCUCAAAAUAGCCAGAGGCCCUAAGUGACCCAUGGGCUCCUUACAACCAGGCACAGCUACCAAUAAAGGGAAAAUUCCACGGCAGCCACACCUCCUCAUCUCCUCCUUUAAAAACAGCCUCCACCCACUGCCUCCUUGCAGACAGCUUCUCCUCUGCCUGCCUGCCCCCGCUCCCCAGCCGCAUGUUCAGUAAACCUCUAUCUCCUUUGUUCCGCCUCAGGUGAAUUCCCCCCCCCCCCCGCUUCUACCCGUUGCCCCACAUUUGGGGGCCCCCAUCUGAAGCAUACACCACAUUCAGACACCACAGUCUUUACUGCUGCACUCAUGGGAAUGAUUUUGCAUGCUGUUUUGAAAAUGCAGAAGCUCAAACCCUGUUCAGAUCAAAUGAGUAAGAAUCUUCAAGGGGUAGGACCCAAGUAUUUGUAGUUGACAAAGCCACACCGGGGAUCUGAGGGGCAGCCUUCGCUGAAGAUCACAGCUCCACCAGGAAGAGGCCGCCCAGUACCUGGUCCCUGGGCCUCCCAGGAAGCCUUGUGGAGUAAUGGAGGGGCUGGACUAUUCUGGAGCUAGCCUGGGCUUACUUGAUCGCCGUCCGUUACUAACUCUCCUUGAGUACCUGCACACGCUCAUGGUACUCCAAGAACUGGAGACAAGGAGCAAAGGAGAGGAAAGGGGGGAAUAACUGACUCAUCAAGUAACCUGAUGUCUUAAGGAUAAAAACAACUCUCGGGAACAUCUUUCUUUCCAGUCUUUUACAUAAGAGAAGCAAGAGGGUGAGCUGACUAAACCAAUUAGAAGGUGUUUUCGGUUGACGGCAAAAAGAACCGGAAGCAAAGGAAUCGUCACAGUAUGAGACAUCUUCUCUAACACUCAAAUCAAAGGAGGCCAGUAGUAGCUGUUGGCGAACAAACCACGUGAGCACCCUUACAAAACAGAUUCUGCACAGACCAGAGAAGAAUGUUUUCCACAGAAAAACUAAGAGCCCUUCGCCAGAUAAACUCUUCAGAACAAGCAAGUUUUAAGAAUCCUAAUUGGCAAAUGUUCUAGAAAAGCUGCCUUCUCAAGUCUGAAAUCUAGAUGAAUUUUAAGGGUUACUCACUGUUAUUGAUGAAAAUGGAUCAAAAAUCUUAGUCAUUAAUGUGAUAAUACAGGAGCCUAAAAGCUACUGCAAAAAUAUUUGGUUGGACUACUAACAUUUUCUGUUUACGUUCCAUGUUUAUUUUUUGUUUUGACCAUUUGAAAAUCUCAUUCUUUCCUGGUAGUAGUUAAUAUUUACAAUUUCAUGAUUUUCUCCCCAUCUCAUAUGAGUUUCUUUCAAUUCUUUAGAUGUGCUCCACACUCUUUCUCCUCCAGGACUUCGAAAAAUGCUACAUACCCUUUACUUUGCCUGGAAUAUUUGUCCCUACUCUCUCUGAGGAAGUGAUAUUUAAUCCACCGCUUACAAAGACCUGAAGGAUAAGCAAAAUGAUCCUAACGAAGAGUGAGGAUGGGAGGGGGACAGCAUGAUGAUAAAGAUCCUGAGGUGGAAAAGAGUUUGACAUGCCCCCAAAUUCAAAAAGGGCCGGAUGGAUGGAAUGGACACAGAAGGAGAAAAUACUGUGAAUGAGCCUGUAAAGAAGCUUGAGAUCAGAUCACCCGGGGGGCUGCGUGUCAUAUUUCUGAUCUGAACGUAUUCCUACAAGUGAACUUUCUAGGUCAAAGGGGAGUAAGGGCAUGGAACUCAGUUUCACACCUAGGCUUCACCAUUCAUCAGCUGUAUGAGCUGGGGGGAGCUAUUACGAAUAAAUAACCGACUUUCUAGAGGGUUGGAGGGUUGGAGCUCACUGGGAAACAUCUGUGAAAUGACUAGUAUGGUGCCUGACACAUUACAGGUACUCUAGAAACGAUGGCCGCUGUUAUUAUUAAAUAAUAGGUAAUACCCAACAUAUGAAGACAUUUAAUUUGUGAAAUCAGUGAAGAACAACAAACGCUGUCUUGUUUGAUAAAUGUACUUUGUUUACAAUGGACACUGGAUCUUUUCUACUGUUAUGAACACUGAUUAUAUUCACUUCCUUCUUGAAUAUUAAUUGUAAUAUAUACGAUUUUGUGUUUCUUUGGCAUUGAACCUCACGGUUUAUCAUCGAAAACAAAAAGUAUUUAAAAACCCA
This is a messenger RNA of Leopardus geoffroyi (Geoffroy's cat), 18100 nucleotides long. RefSeq names its product G protein-coupled receptor 161 (gene GPR161). NCBI's taxonomy places the organism in Eukaryota, Metazoa, Chordata, Mammalia, Carnivora, Felidae. Gene Ontology annotation, biological process: G protein-coupled receptor signaling pathway. Gene Ontology annotation, molecular function: G protein-coupled receptor activity. The record is from RefSeq and is a predicted model, not a curated record. Gene Ontology annotation, cellular component: recycling endosome; membrane.